Molecule: messenger RNA, 1317 nt
Organism: Trichobilharzia regenti
Lineage: Eukaryota; Metazoa; Platyhelminthes; Trematoda; Strigeidida; Schistosomatidae
Source: the annotation of a GenBank genome assembly
AUGGAAAGUUCUGAUUUUUUCAUUUGCAGUGAACUUUGGUCAAACUUUCGAAAAACUCUAAAUCUUGAACAUUUAAAUAAAGUUGUUACUUUUGCUGGGCUUGGUUGUAGCACUUUUAAAUGGUCAACCUGUUAUCGUGAAAUUCUCAAUAAACAUACCAAAAAAAGAGAAAGAUAUCAAGCCAAAUCUGAAAGAAUUAAAACCAAGAAUAAGCCAAAAAGAAUAACAAUGGUAGUUUAUCAUAAACCUCCGCCUCGUCAAACUACACGAAGCCAACAAUUAAUUGAGCGUAUGCGAAAGUCAAUUGGACCACGUUAUUAUCCGGGUUCUGAAGAUCCUAGCCACUCAGAUGAAUCAUUCACCUUAGAUGAUUCUAGUGAUGAUGAAGAUAUUUCAGAGAAAAGUACUGAUAUCAUUGAUAGGGUAAUAGAAUUUCCAUUGGAUCCAAUGCCAAUGGGUAUAAGGAAGAAGCAAGCAGAAAAUGCAGAAAGUAAAAAAAUUCUUGGAUUCGGUAUGAAAUCAUCACGUUUCCCAAAACCAUCAAGUCAUUUGACAAUAACACCAGCACCUGGCACUUACGAAAAGUAUCAGGAGUACAAUGUGAAACCAAAAUUAUCAAAAUGUCAACAAUCUUUUACAAAAGCUCCAAAUGUAAAUCGUCAUUUUCAUGCAGAUACUAUCUAUGUUGGACCAGGUGUAUAUAACUAUGCCAAGUUUCAUGAAAGAUCUACUGUAGUCGAGUCAAAAGGACGUUUCGAUACAAGCAAUGAAUCAAGAUGUAAACCGAUCAAAGUUGGUUACAUGGCUAGACUGGUACCUACACAAAAUGGUCCAAGGCUUACAAAUGCCAAGUCAAGUAUUGAUGAACUAUUAUCACCAAAAUAUGCAAACAAGGGGAAAUUUUCUGAAACUGAACGUAAAACACUUCAAUUGACUAAUCAAAGUGGAGUUUCACCAAAUCAAUACAACCCAGUUGAUCCUAAUAUGUAUCAAUCAUCUUUCAAUGUUAAAUCAGUGCCAUUUCUAAAACAAGCACCAAGAAUGACUAAAAGAGAAUUCAACAAUUACAUACAAAAUGUGACACCAUUCACUGGUCCUGGAAGAUAUAAUCUUCCCAAAUAUGAUACUUCAGAAGAAAAAGAACCUGAAUGUCAUUUCUACCUUUCAAAGUGUCCACGAAGUUUGACUUUAUUGGAGGAGAAAAAAUUCCAGGGGCGACUUCAGCCGACUAAUAUACCAACACCAAAUUCAUGUACACCAUUCAUGACGACACGUAGUCAUGAUAGAUUAGUUGGAAAUUAUUUAAAAAUACAAUGA